Molecule: messenger RNA, 1800 nt
Organism: Condylura cristata (star-nosed mole)
Lineage: Eukaryota; Metazoa; Chordata; Mammalia; Eulipotyphla; Talpidae
Gene: TRMT61A
Product: tRNA methyltransferase 61A
Exons: 3
Coding region: 226-849 (207 amino acids)
Biological process (GO): tRNA methylation
Cellular component (GO): tRNA (m1A) methyltransferase complex; nucleus
Source: RefSeq, a predicted model, not a curated record
CCGCGGGGCCGGAGAGGCCCGGCUUGGGGCGACCUCACUGCCCAUGCCUGCACCCCUCAGGCGGCUGCCGACGGGGGACCGGGCGGGAGAAGGGUGGUGAGGGCGCCAGGGCCGGCUCUCCGCGUCCUGGGACUGCUUUCUUCUGCCGCCUACAGGCAGCGGCCUCUCCGUCGGUGUUCGGGCUGCGGGCAGGCCAGGUCCCUGCACCCACCAGACUGCAGCACCAUGAGCUUCGUGGCGUACGAGGAGCUCAUCAAAGAGGGUGACACGGCCAUCCUGUCCCUGGGCCACGGUGCAAUGGUGGCCGUGCGUGUGCAGCGUGGGGCACAGACCCAGACCCGGCAUGGCGUCCUGCGGCACUCGGUGGACCUCAUCGGCCGCCCCUUUGGUUCCAAGGUGACCUGUGGCCGCGGUGGCUGGGUGUAUGUUCUGCACCCCACGCCGGAGCUCUGGACGCUGAACCUGCCGCACCGCACCCAGAUCCUCUACUCCACAGACAUUGCCCUGCUCACCAUGAUGCUUGAGCUCCGGCCUGGCUCUGUGGUCUGUGAGUCUGGCACCGGCAGCGGCUCCGUGUCCCACGCCAUCAUCCGCAGCAUCGCGCCCACCGGCCACCUGCACACGGUAGAGUUCCACCAGCAGCGGGCAGAGAGGGCCAGGGAGGAGUUCCAGGAGCACCGGCUGGGCCGCUGGGUGACCGUGCGGAACCAAGACGUGUGUCGCAGUGGCUUCGGCGUGACCCACGUGGCAGACGCCGUCUUCCUGGACAUCCCAUCGCCGUGGGAGGCCGUGGGCCACGCCUGGGACGCGCUCAAGGUGGAAGGUGUGUGGGGGCUUGGGGUGGCCUGAAGCCCAGUGGGGUCAGCAAGGGUGGCUGUAGCCAGUGGCCCAGGCCCAGUGGGCCUGAGGAGGGCGGCCUGGGCUGCUGGGAGCAGGGUCAGGGGCACAGAGAGGCUUGGGGGCCGAGAGCUGGAGGAGCCGGGCCUGGAGGGCGCCAGGCCGGCCGUGGCCCCGCCCUGCAGCUCCCCACCCCCAGUCCAGAGGUGGGAGAUUCCUGAGGCGCUGGGGAAUGGCAGCCCCACCAGCCCCUUUUAGGGAAGACAGGCGGAGGCGAGGUUGGCGCCCAGCCAGAGAGGCCCUGGGUUUUUCCCUUUUCUGGAGAAGGAGGCUCAGCUGGAGCAGCAGCCCCUCCCCCCAAGCUGGAAGGUGCUGGGGAGGGCAGUGGGGAGGGCAGAUGCGGGCCGGGCUUCAGCAACUGGUCAGUGACCGAGGGUCCUCUGGGGCCUGGCCCUGUCCGCUCUCUGUCUUGGACUUCCGGAGCCGGGUCUCUGCUGAGCUGGCCUGUGACCUGCGAGGGGAUGCUGGCUUCCGGCUUCGCCCCUGGAACCGCGGACCCCCUGGGGGCACCUCCAGGCGCUGCCAGCCUCCCUGUGCCCUCCCCCGCCUGAGCCUGGCCCAGGGAGCUGUGCCUCUGCCCCCUUCUGGACCUGCUUGCGCUGGGUGCAGAGGCCUCUCUCGUCGCCACCCCGCUUGCGCCGGCCCCCGCUCUCCAGGCCACGCACAGGAGCGCCUCGCCUGCCCACCCACGUGUCCCUCGGGCCACACCCGCUGCAGGGCUGUCCCCUCGGCCGGGCGCAGGGUGGUCCAGGCCUGCCGCCCUCCUUGCCCGGCCCCAGCGCCUAGGCUGCCGCUGCCGGCCCCGCUGGGGGUGCCGGGAAGGGCCCGUCGACAUCCACCCCGCGCCGGCCCGCGCUCCUCAGAGUGGGCUCCCCUGUCCCGGGAGCAGCGACAGCCUCUGAC